UCAAAGUGGUGAGACAGCGCGGAACGUUUCCUUCACCGGUCUCGCUUUUAAACAGAAGAUUGUGGCAUAGUAUCGAAAUCGUUUGCUCAUUCCUAGAGGUCUUUGAAGAAGAAAAUGGCGUUGAGGAAUUGCACGACGCGCUUAAUGAAUCAUCAUCGUCAGACUGUUUUGAUGCCUUUGAGUGAUGGUACACUUUGCAGGCCUUUGUGGUUGAGUUCUCGACGCCUUCACAGUCGUCUGAUGGAAGCCGUUGCCAAUGCGGAGAAAGUGGCGGGCAAUCCAACGUUCCUUCGUCUAGAAACUGUAGGUAGUCACGAAAUAUCCAACAUGUCCAUCUACCUGACAAAACUUAUGGAGACUGGACAUCCUCUUACAGCCACUGUCCAGCGUUUGAUGGCGCCUGAAAAUCAAACGGAUUUAAGUAGAGGCUUAAUCGUUUGGCUGAUAUCGCAGGCAGCCAAAUGCGAUCCAGCUGAAGGCAUUCUGCCCGAACAGAAAAGACUUGCUGAAAUUACACAAUUGAUUUACGUUGCUCACGAGAUUCACUCGGGCAUAAUGAAUCUCGCAACUCCAAACGAAGAUCUAGAAUUGGGCAACAAGAUAGCCAUUCUGUGUGGUGAUUUCAUUCAGUCCCGUUCCAGUAUUCAACUGGCAGCCUUUCGAAAUCUCAGAAUUAUAGACCUGUACGGUCAGGCCAUUUCGGAUUUCAGCGCUUCUGAAUUCGUAGAAUUGGUGUCUGAUGAAAAGAAUAGUGCGCUGGAUAAAUGGAAGCAGCAAACAAAAAUGAGAUACGGUACCCUGUUGGCGCAUUCGUGUCAGUCAACGCUAAUACUUGGUAACAACACGGAACUCUUACGAUGCGGGAAACAUUUUGGACAUGAAAUGGCAUUAGCUUGGCAGGCGAACGUUACGCUCCAAAGCUACGAGAAAGCAACGAAUAAAGGAGAACACGUUCUGGCCAAAGUUUUCCCAGGAGCUUCUGUCCAAGAAGUUGGAUCACGUUUUCAAGUUUUACGUGACAAUCACGUUGACGCGGCGUUGGAUAUGGCCAACGAGUUUCCAGAAAACGAGGCCAAGAAUGCCCUGUGUAACAUCGCAAGGGCACUCAAGUGCUGACUGAUUUUACGUUGAUAUUGCAGUACUACGUCGAUAUUGCCGUGAAAUUUGCAUUUUCAACGGAUGCGAAAUUUCACGUUCAAAUGUUCUUCUUUUUGGUCUAUUUACCAUGUGGGGUUCCCCGCACAUCUUGUGCCGUUAAGCAAUAGCACCUGUUUGCCCGGCACAUUAUUCAUUUUUUUUUUUUAAUGUUUUAAAAGGAAAGCCUGUGAACUGAUAAGAAAAUUUCGUUAAAAAAGCUGAUUAGAAUUUCGUUGAUUAUUCUCUGCAAUAACAACCAGAAGAAAUUUCUAUUUACACUCGCUUAGGGAUCAUUUAAAAAAAACUGAGAUAAAAAGAAAGGCGAAAUAUCCUUUUUUGGGGAGAUGCAGUUCAUUUGAGCUGUUUUCACUAUUUUCCUUUGCUUUUUCGCAAUUAAAUACAUUAAAAAAAACUUG
Messenger RNA from Daphnia carinata, 1553 nucleotides. Its product is annotated as all trans-polyprenyl-diphosphate synthase PDSS2-like. The transcript has 6 exons. Gene Ontology annotation, cellular component: mitochondrion; transferase complex. The record is from RefSeq and is a predicted model, not a curated record. Gene Ontology annotation, molecular function: prenyltransferase activity. The coding region runs from base 115 to 1116 and encodes 333 amino acids. Lineage: Eukaryota; Metazoa; Arthropoda; Branchiopoda; Diplostraca; Daphniidae. Gene Ontology annotation, biological process: isoprenoid biosynthetic process; ubiquinone biosynthetic process.